GCUUUAAGAAGCACUGUCGCCAGUGUCGGUGAAAUAAUCCUGUCGAGAGUGUCGGUAAAUAUGAAAAAGUUUGUCGGACUUCAACCUCUUCCAUCACCUAAGGGAGCUUUAUUUUAUCUAGGACAUAGUUAUUUACUUAGUUCCAAACCACAUGAAACGUUAACAAAAUGGGCUAAAGAAUUAAAAAGUGACAUCUAUUCCGUAAAGAUAGGCGUACUACAUUUCGUUAUUUUAAAUAGUGAUAAGGUUAUUGGAGAAUUACUUCAAAAACGAGGAGCAAUUUACUCAUCCAGACUUGAUUCUCAAGUUUACUUUCGUACUAUAACAAGAGGAUCCGCUAUUGGACUUUCUCCGUAUACAGAGUAUUAUAAGAAAGUUAAAGCGAUAACUGUUGGAAUCCUUUCGCUGCAAAAAACCGAAUCUUACAGUCCAUUAAUUGAUGGAAUUACAAAAGAGAUGCUUUUAGAUAUUAUUCAUGUCUCCACUUCUUUAUCAAAUCCUGAACCAUUAUAUCCGCGUGAAUACCUUCAUCGUGCAACUUUAAAUAUAAUAUUGGAAAUAACGUUCGGAAUUCGUACUAAAAGUAUUAAUGAUCCAUUAUUCAAACGAUUGGACAAAUGGGUAGAAGAUUUUACAUCAAUCUUUUCAAGUGAACAUAGGAAAUCAGAAUAUUUCCCGAUAGUGAAAUAUCUUCCAAACAACAAAACGAUGCAGCAAGCGAAGGUUAUUAGAGAUGAUAUUGAUACAAUUUUUGGUGAACUUUUGGAAGACGUUAAAUCAGGAAAAAAUCAAUCUCCGUGUGUUGCGAGAGAACUUUAUGAACAGGGAGAAUUAGAAGAUUAUCAAAUUGUUCAUUUUCUUGCGAGUCUCGUUUUUGCCGGAACGGAUACAGUAGCAGCAAGUAUAACAUGGUUAUUGGCAUUCUUGGCCAAUAAUCCCUCGUUCCAAGAACCGGCUCACAAUGAACUUGAUACUCUCAUUCCAAAUCAUGAUCGGCUCCCAACUUAUUCUGAUCUUAAAAACCUUUCCUACACUCAUGCAUUAAUUAGGGAAGGCCAAAGAUUUUAUCCACCAACUUGGUUGGGAGUUCAUCAUUUAAAUGAACAAGAUGAUGAAUAUAACGGUUAUCAUAUUCCAGCAAACUCUUUAGUAUUUAUCAAUUCUCACGCAAUUUCAUUCGAUGAACAACGUUAUAAAAAUGCAAAGGAAUUCGAUCCAUAUAGAUUUAUUAAUUUUGAACAAAGUAUGGCUAGUUUGGCCAAUGGAUCUGCUGAAAAAAGAGAUCAUUUUAUUUUUGGAGCCGGGAGAAGGCUUUGUACGGGAAUUUAUUUGGCUGAAGCUGAAUUAUUUGUUAUUUUUGCAUGUAUACUCUAUUGCUUUAAAGUUGAAAAUGCUUCGCCUACCGGUGAAGAUGGAAAACCUAUCCCAAUUAAUUUGGACAAGCCUAUAAUUGGAUUAACCAUUUGGCCUGAACAUUAUAACAUUAAACUUGUUCCUAGAAAUGAUCGGAUAAUGCAACUUUUAAAUUAG
Messenger RNA from Funneliformis geosporum, 1530 nucleotides. NCBI's taxonomy places the organism in Eukaryota, Fungi, Glomeromycota, Glomeromycetes, Glomerales, Glomeraceae. The record is from the annotation of a GenBank genome assembly.